Molecule: messenger RNA, 1425 nt
Organism: Ctenocephalides felis (cat flea)
Lineage: Eukaryota; Metazoa; Arthropoda; Insecta; Siphonaptera; Pulicidae
Gene: nAChRalpha6
Product: neuronal acetylcholine receptor subunit alpha-7
Exons: 13
Coding region: 1-1425 (474 amino acids)
Biological process (GO): signal transduction; nervous system process; chemical synaptic transmission
Cellular component (GO): postsynaptic membrane; neuron projection; synapse
Molecular function (GO): acetylcholine-gated monoatomic cation-selective channel activity; transmembrane signaling receptor activity
Source: RefSeq, a predicted model, not a curated record
AUGGACAACAAAAAACAGGACGAGAAGAACCAGCUUCUUAUAACAAAUAUUUGGCUUUCGUUGGAAUGGAACGACUACAACUUGAGAUGGAACGAUUCUGAAUACGGCGGCGUCAAAGAUUUAAGGAUAACACCCAACAAACUAUGGAAACCAGAUGUUCUCAUGUACAACAGUGCGGACGAGGGCUUCGACGGCACAUACCACACGAACGUCGUGGUCAAACAUAACGGCAGUUGCUUGUACGUCCCGCCUGGCAUUUUCAAGAGCACAUGUAAGAUAGACAUCACCUGGUUCCCCUUUGAUGACCAACAUUGCGAAAUGAAGUUCGGUAGCUGGACAUACGACGGCAACCAGCUGGAUCUGGUGCUGAACUCCGAAGAAGGCGGCGAUCUAUCGGACUUCAUUACGAAUGGAGAGUGGUAUUUAAUAGGUAUGCCAGGUAAAAAGAACACAAUAGUAUACGCAUGCUGCCCCGAGCCCUACGUGGACGUGACGUUCACGAUACAAAUACGACGCAGGACGUUGUAUUACUUCUUCAACCUGAUAGUGCCAUGUGUUCUGAUAUCGUCCAUGGCGCUUCUAGGAUUCACACUGCCGCCCGAUUCCGGCGAAAAACUGACACUCGGGGUCACAAUCCUCCUAUCUCUCACAGUGUUCUUGAAUUUGGUAGCCGAGACUCUACCUCAAGUGUCAGACGCCAUUCCUCUGUUAGGUGUCACAAUCCUGCUAUCCCAAACAGUUUUCUCGCUAAUGGUCGGCCACGUAAUAACAGUCACGUCCGAGGCCAUACCUCUCAUAGGUACCUACUUCAACUGCAUAAUGUUCAUGGUGGCCUCGUCUGUGGUUCUGACCGUGGUCGUACUAAACUAUCAUCACAGAACCGCGGAUAUUCAUGAAAUGCCGCAGUGGAUAAAAUCCGUGUUUCUUCAAUGGCUUCCGUGGAUGCUUGGCAUGGGUCGUCCUGGUAAGAAAAUAACACGCAAAACGAUCUUCAUGAACAACAAAAUGAAGGAAAUGGAGCUGAAGGAGCGCUCGUCCAAGAGUCUUCUGGCCAACGUGCUCGACAUAGACGACGACUUCAGGCACGCGGCGAGCGCUGCGAAUAACGGCGCUGGUCAGGCGGGCCCGCGCGAGGGAUAUUUCUAUCCGAUAUCUAUACGCAAAAUGUCUGUCGAAGACAGUGGUGUCGGAACGCCCAGUGCGGGCACUCUUGGACAACAUCAUAGAGAGAUCCAUCAUAUUUUGCGUGAGUUGCAGUUCAUAACCACGCGGAUGAAAAAAGCCGAUGAAGAAGCAGAACUCAUCAGCGACUGGAAGUUUGCAGCAAUGGUUGUCGAUAGAUUCUGUUUAAUAAUCUUCACGCUGUUUACAAUAAUAGCAACAGUGGCGGUCUUGCUCUCGGCGCCUCAUAUCAUCGUGCAAUAG